Notechis scutatus (mainland tiger snake) is the source of this 2671-nucleotide messenger RNA. RefSeq names its product glycogen synthase kinase 3 alpha (gene GSK3A). The record is from RefSeq and is a predicted model, not a curated record. Lineage: Eukaryota; Metazoa; Chordata; Lepidosauria; Squamata; Elapidae. Gene Ontology annotation, molecular function: ATP binding; protein serine/threonine kinase activity. Gene Ontology annotation, biological process: negative regulation of canonical Wnt signaling pathway; regulation of neuron projection development; peptidyl-threonine phosphorylation. Gene Ontology annotation, cellular component: nucleus; cytosol; cytoplasm.
GGCUCCCGAGCCGCCUCAGACGGAGCCAGCCAGCGCGGCCCCCCCCUCCCUUUUCCCCGGUGUCGGCCUCACCAUGAGCAGCGGCAGCGCCGGUUCCUCCCGGCCCCGAACGAGCUCCUUCGCAGACCCGUCCGGAGGGGCUCCCGCCACGGCCCCCACCGCGCCCGGCCCGACCUCGGGGGCAGCGCCUGGAGGCAAACCCGGGGGGGCUGCCGGGCCUGGGCCGGGGGGAGGCAGCGGGACCAGCUCGACGGUCGCCUUCCCGGGGCUCAAGCUGGGGCGAGACAGUAGUAAAGUGACCACAGUGGUGGCCACACCCGGCCAGGGUCCUGACCGCCCUCAAGAAGUCUCGUAUUCCGAUAUCAAAGUGAUCGGCAAUGGGUCCUUUGGCGUUGUCUACCAAGCCCGGUUAGCAGACUCUGGCGAGCUGGUGGCAAUCAAGAAAGUAUUACAAGAUAAACGUUUCAAGAACCGAGAGCUGCAGAUCAUGCGGAAGCUGGAUCACUGCAACAUUGUCCGCCUGCGAUAUUUCUUCUACUCGAGUGGAGAAAAGAAGGAUGAAGUUUACCUUAAUUUAGUCCUCGACUAUGUGCCCGAAACGGUCUAUCGUGUGGCCCGCCACUUCACCAAAGCCAAACAGACCAUCCCUGUCAUCUAUGUGAAGGUAUACAUGUAUCAGUUGUUCCGCAGCCUCGCUUACAUCCAUUCUCAAGGCGUGUGUCAUCGAGACAUCAAACCUCAGAAUCUGUUGGUGGAUCCCGAUACAGCAGUACUGAAGCUUUGCGACUUCGGCAGUGCAAAGCAGCUGGUGCGAGGCGAACCCAAUGUCUCCUACAUCUGUUCUCGCUAUUACCGUGCGCCUGAGCUCAUCUUUGGGGCCACCGAUUACACCUCAAACAUAGAUAUCUGGUCUGCCGGCUGUGUGCUGGCCGAGCUGCUCCUGGGGCAGCCCAUCUUUCCUGGGGACAGUGGAGUGGAUCAGCUAGUGGAGAUCAUCAAGGUGUUGGGAACACCGACGCGAGAACAGAUACGAGAGAUGAACCCCAACUACACAGAGUUUAAAUUCCCCCAGAUCAAAGCACAUCCAUGGAUAAAGGUGUUUAAGCCUCGCACGCCGCUGGAGGCCAUCUCGCUGUGCAGUCGCCUGCUUGAGUACACCCCAGCCACUCGCCUCUCCCCGCUGGAGGCCUGUGCCAACAGCUUCUUUGACGAGCUGCGUGAGCCCAACGCUCGGUUGCCCAACGGCCGUGACUUGCCCCCACUCUUCAACUUCAGCCCUGUGGAGCUCUCCAUCCAGCCAGGGCUGAAUUCCAAUCUCAUUCCACCACACAUCCGGUCCCAGGCGAGCUCAGUCGGGUCUGUCUCUGGCUCUGGAACCUCGCACAGUGAGGGAAGAAUGAACACUGACAGGAGCCAGGUCACACCAGCAGACGGCGCAGGACCCAUUGCCAAUACGUCCUGAGGGGUCGCUGGGCCCGGGGGGCAGGUCCCCUCCACUACCCCCUACCCCCAGGCCACCCACAUGGACUUCUCUGAACUGUGAAUGGUGGGGGAAAAGCAAUCUUGGCCCGGGGACCAGGUGGAGGGGGAGGCCAAUUGGGGAUGGGAUGGCCACUUGGAUGGGGGGGGGGGGGGGGGGGGGGUGGAAAUUCCCUCAAAGGUUGUCCUCUAAUGCCUUGGCUCGGGGAGGGGCGGGGAGAACAGAAAAACCCCAUGGCUUGAGGCUCCCUUCUCUGUCAGAAGCGGUUCAGGUUGGCGCCUCCGGGAGAGGGGGCAGGGAAGGACCGGAGAGCUAUGCGGCCAUCUUCCUUUUCUUCCUCUCCCUCUCCUCCCUCUGGCUAACCCCAAGUCUGUCCUGAUUUGCGUUUUAAGUUGCUCUUGUUUUUAACAUCCUCCGGGGAGGAAAAAAAAAUAUGGUUUUAUUUUCCAGUCUCAUGUCAUUCAUGCUUUCCGAACUCCCACCUCCUGUCUACCCCCUUCACACUGUUAAUGGUUCCUUCUCCAGGUCGCCCUUCAUCCCGAGACGUCUCUGCCUAUGAAAACCCGGAUGCUGUAUUUUUUAAAGCGGGUCUGUUUUAUAGCCCAGUAACACUCGGUUUUGUCCCAUUCCAGCGGGGAAUUGCCCUUCCUCCCCCCCCCACCACUCUCCUGGCAAACCCCUCCCUCCCAAUCCUCCCUCCUCUAGCUCCCUUGCUUGCCAUGCCUCCGCCCGCAAUCUCUUUAUCGGGAACAAGAUACCCCCUCUCCCCCUUGCCUUGGAUUGUGAGGGGGGGCAUGGCCAACCAUUCCUCGGUCCCCUGUCCCCCCUGCGAUCCCAUCAGAGGUAGCACUGGGAUUUCUUGCAGGGGGGGAAAUCCAGUGGGUGGGUGCGCGUUGUGUGUCUGCGCGUUGUGUGUCCGGAACAAGCUGGUAUUAAGAGCAAGCGGGAAACUAGCAGCAGCUUGCUCUGAAUUCCGUUGCGUCUGCUCCCUGUAGCGGUUUUCCCUCCCUGGUGCUGCAAAAUCAGUUUUGUGGAUCUCUCGGGGGGAACGUAGGGUUCUCAAAGGGAAUUGAAGAAGGCAAGUUUUAAUUUAACGCCUGUUCCCUUCCUGCUGUAAAUACAUAUUUUCCUCAUCUAAAUCCCUUAAAAUGGCUUCCUUUUUUUCCAUUUUCCCUGUAAAUAGAUUUAAUU